Ostrinia nubilalis (European corn borer) is the source of this 2992-nucleotide messenger RNA. Its product is annotated as probable peptidoglycan muropeptide transporter SLC46. Gene Ontology annotation, cellular component: membrane. The coding region runs from base 1032 to 2504 and encodes 490 amino acids. Gene Ontology annotation, molecular function: transmembrane transporter activity. The record is from RefSeq and is a predicted model, not a curated record. The transcript has 7 exons. Gene Ontology annotation, biological process: transmembrane transport. Lineage: Eukaryota; Metazoa; Arthropoda; Insecta; Lepidoptera; Crambidae.
UAAAAAAAUCGCACAAAAAAUACGUUUCCUGGCAAGAGUUAAUUACUUUCAAAGUAUAUUGGCCGCUGACAACAUGACCUGAAAAUAUUUUAAUCAAGUAUUUUUUUAAGCUACUUAGGUAAGUACAAAUCUAGGUAGAUUUGUCUGUUGUCAGUAGACAAUUUUUUAAUUUUAUUCUAGGCUCUAGCGAAAGGAGCCUAUCUAUUCUAUGCAGGAGUCCCAGAUGCCAAGAGAAGAGUUAUCUAAAAACAAACGCUGCUUCUGGAAUCUGGAUCCUCCAAGAUAAAAGUUUUGGGCCAAACCUGACCUUAAAAGACAUCAAAUUAAGGCUAGGACCAGUAUUCAAUAGUAGUCUUUGCUUUGGCUAGGACAGGCGCAUGGGGGCAGUGCAUUUUGCAAUCGCCUUAGUAAUCACCUACUGACAUUAUCUCACACUAUACCUACAUUGAGAUAAAACAAUCUUUUCGUUGACGUGCAUUCGAAUUUCGUCAAUGAAUUAUCCUGUUAAUGUGCAAAUUGUGCAAUAAGAUUACUACACACUGCGUUAAUCAUUAACAAACUUUUCGGUAAGUUGGUAGUGAUAACAUGCACGAUGAGCUUUAGUAAAUUAAUCGCAACGCACAAGGUGACUACCGGGUGGCGACCACAUGUCUGUUAUAUUUUUCUUACAUUUGCAUUCACGAGCGGUCGAUCAUUACUGUAAUUAACCAUAUUUACUGUAUUUUUUGUUGUUUUAGGCUUUGCAGUUCCUUUUCAGACUAAUACAUUCGGUAAGUAGUCUAUAGGAAUUAACUAAAUUUUAGGUAUUUAACUUCAAAACUACGGGCAUUCUUGUCAUACAGUGACCGCAGUGUGUAGAUUAAACGUUAGUCCUUCUAAAAGUCAGCAACAUUACUCACAAUUACAGAUAAAAGUUAGUAUAACAUAAGCCCGCUGAAAGGCAAGCUCGCGUCGUGUCGCAAAUUGUUUUCGUAUUAUUUUCAGAGUGGACGUGUUUUUUGAAAAUGUUUGCUGAAUAACAAAAAAAUAAUAUGGAACCUCAAGAAACUGAUCAGCUAUUAGGAGCUGGUGAUACCCCAGCAGGACCUGAAGAUGCUCUUGCGCAUUUAAAAGGGUUUAAAUUGAAAAACACGAUUGAAAUUCCUCUGUUUAUGAUAUUAUUUGGACUCUAUUUGUCAGGUGCACCUAUAAGCAAUCUAAACAUGUAUCGUACAUGCGUUCACUCAUUAAACUACACGGUCGCAGAUUGCAAGUCGUUCUUAGAUCCAGAGAAGAUAAACCACACACAGGAACUGGAGAAAGAGGUCCAAGAAUACGUCACUCUCGUGAAUACGGUUAAUUCUGUGCUGGAAGCAAUAGUUCCAGCAGUUCUGUCAUUAUUCCUGGGCGUGUGGUCUGAUAAGCAUGGACGGAAGCCGCUUAUCGCCUGGACACUCUUUGGUCUGACUUUCAGCGCAAUCCUGACCGUGGUAUACGGCUUAAUGGAGGAGCUCGGGCCCUGGUGGUACAUCAUCAGUUGCCUGCCUUUCUCUCUGACGGGGGGAUACAAAGUGCUGAUGAUCGGGGCCAUUUGCUUCAUCAGUGACGUCACCAGCAACGAGAACAGAUCUUUUAGGUUAAUGAUAAUCCAGUUAACUUUCGCAUUGGGUCAUACAGCGGGUGCAAUGCUCAGUCCCUAUACAGUAAAGGGAAUAGGUAACUUAUACCUGCUUCUUCUAGUCGCCAGUUUGUACACAUUUGCGUACGCCUUUACAAUGAUCUUCAUCGAGGAGUCCUUGGUCAACAUAAGUCAGGGGAGCAUUUUUUCGGUUCUAAAUUGCUCACAUGUACAAGAAAUGAUAACCGUAUCUUUCAAGAAGAAACCAAACUAUGGGAGAGCUAUACUACUUCUAACUAUAGCUGCUUCGGUUUUCGCUGCAUUCACAGUUUACGGGACUUUUGGUCUUCUAUACCUGUACACAAGGAAGCAUUUGGCAUGGACAAUGAAAGACUACACGACGUUUUCGUCCACCAGCACCGCGAUGUGGUUUAUAGGUUCCUUCGUCGGUGUUGCUUGCAUUCAGAAAUGGCUGCAUAUUAGCGACUUGACUUUCACUGUGGUAUCGUUACUCUCGUGUGCCGUGGAGUAUGUCAUAAAAUCUUGUGCAACCACCACGUGGGUUAUGUACUUCGGUUCCGCAGUCUCAUUCUUCGGUUCGGUGUACGGACCGUUGACCAGGUCAUUCCUAACAAAAACAUUGCCCAGUCAAGACAUUGCAAAGGCUUUCGGAUUGUUGGGAUUCGCCGAGUCCUUCUGUCCUCUUGUGUCGCCACUCGUCUACAACGGAUUGUACGAGCUGACCGUUUCAACUUUCCCUGGAGCAUUUUUGGUGCUCUCAGCAGUUAUUUACGCUAGUUCGCUGAUGUUCAUGCUAGUCGUUAAAUGCCUUAUAACAAGAAAUCCUUCAGCUUCUUAUGAGACUAUAGAUUCUGAUGAUGAUGCAAAUGGUGCAGCUAUAAACUGACAGAUCAAAUGAAAAGGAACAGAAAAGGGUCGAAAACAGACCCUUGUGUGAUCCCAAUUUUUCACGCAGUUUCGACUAUUACUUGAACCAUGUUCUAGAAAGUAAAUUCUAAAGGCAUAUUUUUAGUGACAACUGUGAUACAUUAUUAAUAAUAGAAAGUAUUAUUAUUGUACUGUGUGAGAUGUGCAUUGCGAUUGGAUAAAAAAUGCCUAAAAGGCUAUCAAGGACUUGAAAUGGUGAAACAGACCCAUGGUUACAUACAUAAUACCUAAAGGUAUAUGUAGUGUUUUUAAUAUUAAUUUCGGCUCAAGAAGUGUAAUACUGUGUGGUGAUUUAAAUUAGUACUAUGUGUUGUGUGUGAUGUUGUGGAAAAAGUGCAUUGACUUUCAUCUUAGGGAGUAACUAUAUGCAGGGAGGUAUGUAGAGAUGAAAACAGUUUAUAUUGACAAUUUCAAUCUUUUAUUAAUAAAGUAAUGUUAACAACAAAA